GUCGAAGACUGUUGCAUUUCUCUCCAUCUUGGAUCGUUGGAUCGAAAGUUACCAUUAUGUCUGAACGAAGAGGCUCCGUUGGUGCCGCCCGUCAUGGCUCCAUCGCAGAAGACGCUGCCGCUCUGGAGCAGCUAGGCCACAAGCAAGAGCUCAAGCGAAAUUUUUCCAUGAUUUCUAUGCUUGGCCUUGCCUUUGCCAUUCUCAAUACCUGGACAGCUCUUGCCGCAUCCAUCUCUCUCGCCCUGCCGUCUGGUGGUCCCAGUGCCGUGAUAUGGGGUCUCAUCGUAAGCGGCAUCUGCAACCUAUGCCUCGCUGCGUCACUUGCGGAGUUCCUCUCUGCGUACCCAACCGCUGGCGGCCAGUACCACUGGGCUGCGAUCAUUUCGUGGCCGAAGUGGAGCCGUGGAAUCAGUUACGUUACAGGCUGGAUCAAUGUGUCAGGCUGGGUGGCACUGACCGCAACGGGCGGACUUUUGGGAUCUACGUUUGUAUUGAAUCUGAUCAAUCUGUUCAAUCCAAACUAUGAAUUCCAUGCUUGGCAUCAAUUCCUUGUCUACCUAGCCUUCAACGCCGCGGCGCUGGUGAUCAACGCAUUUCUUACUCGGCUGCUUCCAUUGGUGACGAAAUCGGCGUUCUAUUGGUCCGUUGCUGGUUUCAUAAUCAUCAGCAUCACGCUCUUUGCAUGCGCAUCACCCGAUUUCCAAAGCGGAUCCUUUGUUUACGGAAAUUUCAUCAAUCAGGUUGGGUGGCCCGAUGGGCUGGCCUGGCUAUUGGGACUCUUGCAAGGGGCGUUUGCACUGACUGGGUUCGAUGGAGUGGCUCACAUGAUCGAAGAGAUUCCUAACCCGCACAUUCAAGGACCUCGAAUCAUGCUGUACUGCAUUGGAAUUGGCAUGGUCUCAGGAUUCUUCUUCCUCAGCUGCUUGCUGUUUGUGCUCAAGGAUGUCAAUAAUGUCAUCGAUUCCGCGGCCGGACCGUUGCUACAAAUCUUCAUGGACGCGACGAACAAUCGAGCCGGAAGUACGUGUCUCCUUAUGUUCCCACUCGUCUGCAUGUUGUUUACCACAACUUCGAUCAUGGCAACUAGUUCACGCAUGAGCUACGCCUUUGCCAGAGACCGUGGACUGCCGUUCAGCAGCGUCUUUGCUCGAGUGCACCCGACGUUGGACGUGCCACUUAAUGCCCUCAUUUGGACGACCGCAUGGGUAGUGAUCUUCGGUCUAAUCUUCCUCGGCUCCACGAGUACAUUUAACGCCAUCACAGCAGCCUCUGUUGUUGCCUUGGGCGUGAGUUACGGCAUUCCCCCCAUGAUCAAUGUUUUGCGUGGCCGUAAGAUGCUUCCAGAUGACAGAGCAUUCAAACUCCCUAGCGGUCUUGGUUGGACGUUUAACAUCGUUGGAAUCUUGUGGACAAUUUUGACUACUGUGCUCUUUGUAUUCCCCCCUGCAACGCCCGUCACUUCGUCGAACAUGAAUUAUGCUAUCGCUGCUUUUGGAGUAAUCCUGGUGAUUUCGGGCGGCACGUGGAUUCUCGAUGGUCGCAAGCAUUAUGUUGGUCCCAAAGUAGACGUUGAUGGAUUGCUUCAAGGAAAGGUCUCAGGUAUGGAAGCGGAAAUUCUAGCUGAUCCAAUGGGGCCCCCACAGGAGAAGGAUGAGAAACAAAUAGCCGCCCCCUGAAUGCGGCGGAAGCAAGGAAGUGACAGCAAAUGCUGCGCGUGUUUGAGCACCUCUUUCUUUCCCUUUGUUUCUUGAGUGUGUAAAGUGCUCUCACUUUUCACGUUUCCCUUACGUCGUUGCUUGCCAGACUAGCAAAAGGCAACUUUACAAAUUGCUGAGCAGCAAUGUCAGCUCAGUAGCGUAGAGAUGUACAAUCCCCUGUAGCCAAUAAAUCCAUAUAUAUCCAUUUCAAAA
Molecule: messenger RNA, 1910 nt
Organism: Verruconis gallopava
Lineage: Eukaryota; Fungi; Ascomycota; Dothideomycetes; Venturiales; Sympoventuriaceae
Exons: 2
Coding region: 57-1676 (539 amino acids)
Biological process (GO): amino acid transport; transmembrane transport
Cellular component (GO): membrane
Molecular function (GO): transmembrane transporter activity
Source: RefSeq, a predicted model, not a curated record